Molecule: messenger RNA, 2266 nt
Organism: Diabrotica balteata
Lineage: Eukaryota; Metazoa; Arthropoda; Insecta; Coleoptera; Chrysomelidae
Source: the annotation of a GenBank genome assembly
GUGACAACUGACGACGUUUACCAAAUUUUAAUAUUCAAAAAAUUCUAAUGAAAAUGUAAAAUACAUAGCUAAUUAUUAUAGUUUUUAAUUUUUAUUUAAAAUACAUUUUGGUUUUCGUUUGGUCAACAAAUUUUAAAAGAACUAUAUAAACAAUAAUGUGGAGAUUAAUUCAACAAAAUUUACAUAACAAAUUGUUAUCUCACAAUAGCGCAAUAUUUAAGAAAUAUUUCUGCCAGGCUCAUAUUAAAAAUUAUAUCUCCAGAACAGUGUCACAGAAACCAGUUCCAAAAUCAUUUAUACCAUCAAAAGUAACAACAUUUGGAGUUACACUUACUGGUGGUUUAAUUAUAAAAUUAUACAUAUCACGCAAUGGGGUAUUAUGUGAAGCAAAGAAAACUCGAAUGGCUGGUUAUGAAAAUAAAUUAGACAAAAAUGUUAAAUUUGAUUGGGCAAGGCUAUGGAUGUACUUGAAACCACAUAUUUGGUACUUCUUAGCAGCAAUUGUGGGAGCAUUGGCUGUGGCUUUAUUAAAUAUACAAAUACCUCAAGUUAUAGGUGGUGUGGUGAAUGUAUUAGCAAAAUUUAGUGAAAGUAGAGAUAGUGAAUUAUUUCUUAAUGAAAUGAAGAAACCAGUUAUAAAAUUAAUAUCCAUGUACCUUGCUCAGAGCGUAUGUACAUUUUUCUACAUCUUUAUGCUUUCGAAUUUAGGAGAACGGAUGGCAUAUAAAAUGAGGACAGAUUUAUUUGAAUCUAUAUUAAAACAGGAUAUCGCAUUUUUUGAUCAGCAAAGAACUGGUGAAAUUAUUAACAGAUUAACAGCAGAUAUUCAAGACUUUAAAAGUAGUUUCAAACAAACCGUUUCUGGAGGUUUAAGAGCUGCCACGCAGAUAGUUGGUUGUUCAGUAUCUUUAAUUAUGAUAUCACCUCAAAUGACUUUCAUUUCCUUACUUUGCAUACCAUCUGUAAUAGCUGUAGGAACAGUUUUCGGCUCUCUAUUAAGAUCAGUUUCAAGAAGAGCUCAAGCUCAGGUAGAAAAAACAACUGCCGUAGCGGACGAGGCGGUAAGCAAUAUUAGAACGGUUCGAGCGUUUGCGAUGGAGGACCAAGAAAAGGAAUUGUUUAACACAGAAGCUGAUCGAGCAAUGGUUUUAAAUGAGGAUUUGGGAUUAGGCAUUGGUUUAUUUCAAGCUGGAACCAAUAUGUUUAUAAAUGGUAUGGUGUUAUCUACUUUGUACAUGGGUGGUUAUCUACUAUCAACCAAUCAGUUAUCUGCUGGAGAAGUUAUGGCAUAUUUAGUUGCAUCUCAAACAAUACAACGCUCUUUGGCUCAAAUAUCAUUACUUUUUGGCUCUGUAGUAAGGGGAGUGGCAGCUGGCUCUAGAGUUUUUGAGUAUAUUAAUAAAACUCCUAAAAUGGCACUGACAGGAGGAAAAAUAUUACCAUAUGAAUUAGUGAAGGGGGAUAUUGAAUUUAAGAACGUUUGCUUCGCUUAUCCAACUAGAAGUCAGCAGGUAAUUCUUCAAGGUUUUAAUCUCAGCGUGCCAUCAGGAAAAACAGUUGCUAUUGUGGGUGCUUCUGGUAAUGGAAAAUCGACAGUGGUUGCUCUUUUAGAAAGGUUUUAUGAUGUAAAAGAUGGUUCAAUUACAUUGGACGGACACGAUAUAAGAACAUUGGAUCCUUCGUGGUUAAGAGGUAGAGUAUUAGGUUUAAUAAGCCAGGAACCAGUAUUGUUUGGUACUACAAUAAUGGAAAAUAUUCGCUAUGGCAAACCUGAUGCUUCAGAUGAUGAGGUAAAAGAAGCCGCACUGCUGGCGAAUGCGGAUGAAUUUAUAACCAGUUUUCCAAAGGGCUACAACACACCUGUUGGUGAAAGAGGAGUGACUUUAUCCGGUGGUCAAAAACAGAGAAUUGCCAUUGCCCGUGCUCUCCUUAAGAAUCCAGUAGUUUUACUUUUGGAUGAAGCUACAAGUGCUUUGGAUACAGAAUCAGAAAAAAUAGUUCAACAUGCAUUGGAACGAGCACGAACAGGUAGAACGGUGAUAGUGAUAGCUCAUAGGUUGUCUACAAUUCAGAAUGCAGAUUUGAUUGUUGUGUUGAAUAAAGGAAAAAUUGUAGAGAUGGGUACUCAUGAAUCACUGAAGAAGCUGGGAGGCUACUAUUGGUCAUUAGCAUACCAACAACAAAACAGUCCAGCUGGAUAAUCUAUCCGUUAAUAUUGUAAAUAAACAUAUGUGUAAUAUAAAUAAAGGUACCGUGUUUUAUUGUU